Thalassophryne amazonica is the source of this 1877-nucleotide messenger RNA. RefSeq names its product cationic amino acid transporter 2 family protein. NCBI's taxonomy places the organism in Eukaryota, Metazoa, Chordata, Actinopteri, Batrachoidiformes, Batrachoididae. Gene Ontology annotation, molecular function: amino acid transmembrane transporter activity. Gene Ontology annotation, cellular component: plasma membrane. The transcript is spliced from 11 exons. Bases 1 to 1455 code for a protein of 484 amino acids. The record is from RefSeq and is a predicted model, not a curated record. Gene Ontology annotation, biological process: transmembrane transport; amino acid transport.
AUGCCCGAGGGAGAGGUGUCUGACUUUCAUCGCUGCCUCACCACCCUGGAUCUGGUGGUUCUGGGAGUCAGCAGCACAUUAGGCAAUGGUGUGUAUCUGCUGACAGGAGAUGUUGCCAGAGCUGUGGCUGGACCUAGCACCAUUAUCUCCUUUGUGAUAGCAGCAGUGACCUCCUUCUUAACAGCACUGUGCUUUGCUGAAUUGGGAACUCGAGUUCCCAAGGCUGGUGCUAGUUACAUCUACAGUUAUGUUGCUAUGGGAGAAAUAUGGGCUUUUAUCACCGGCUGGACUGCACUGAUGUCUUAUAUCAUAGGGACAUCUAGUCUAGCCAAAGCAUGGAGUGUAAUCUUUGACGAAUUGACUGGAAAAGUCUUAUCCAACAUUCUGAGCAAACAGACUGCAAUGCAUGUACCUGGAUUAGCCGUUUACCCGGACUUCUUUGCAGCUGGCUUCACAAUCAUCUUAGUGGGGAUUCUUGCAUUUGGUGUGAAAGAGGUGGCUAGUGUACAUCGGAUAUUGUUGACAAUAGAUCUCUUGGUGAUACUGUUUGUUACUGUCUCUGGGUUUAUAAAAGGCAACAUCCACAACUGGGCCAUCAUUGAAGAUUUUAUCAAGUGUGAAUAUAAAAACCACACAUCACUAAAUGGAACAACCAGAUAUGGACAUGGAGGAUUUUUCCCAUUUGGCUUUAAGAGAACAAUAGUAGGAACAGCAGCUUGUUUUACUGGUUAUUGUGGAUUUGACUGCAUUGCACAAAUAGGGGAGCAGGCCCAGAACCCAGAGAAGUCAUUUCCAGUGAGCAUUGUUGUUGCCCAUGUCAUCUGCUUUCUGUCAUAUCUCGGAGUAUCUGCAGCCAUGAGCCUUAUGAUGCCAUAUUAUUUGCUGAGUGCUCAAAAUCCGCUGUCUGUAGCCUUUGCAUAUGUCGGAUGGAUCCCCGCAAAGUAUGUGGUGUCUGUGGCAGCCCUCUGUGCACUGUUGACAAGCUUACUUGGAACCAUAAUCCAAAUGGUUCAUCUGCUUUUCGCCAUGUCCAGAGAUGGAGUUCUCUUCAGAUUUCUGAGUAAACUGAACAACAGACAAAGUCCCUUCAUAGCUAUAAUGGUUUCAGCAGCUGUAGCAGCUAUUAUGGCAUUGUUGUUUGACCUGACAGCUCUGACUGACAUGAUGGCAAUGGGAGUCAUCCUUUCCUUCACAUUUGUUGUAAUAUGUAUCCUUAAAAUAAGGCAUCAAGCUGAUUUCAGCAAGGAUACAGCUCUGAGUGAAACAGAACCUUUUUCAGUUAUUGCACUAAUAAACCCUCCUGCACAAUGUACCCCUUGGACAUCCAAAAAUGUGUCUAUUUUAACUGGUAUUUUUUUCGUGUUAGCAUUCAUCCUCAGCUUCUUCAUAAAGGAGAUGACAGACUACCUGCAGGCAUUGCAGCUGUGGAGUCUGCUGCGUGUCUUAGUGAUUUAAUUGAUGCUGAUCUUCAUUGUCCUAAUUAUUUGGAGACAACCACAGAACACAACUAAAGCUUCUUUCAUGGUUCCUUUUGUACCUAUGGUUCCUAUCAUUACCACCUUUCUCGAUGUUUACUUUAUAAUUGAGCUGGGGUCAGAGGUGUGGAUCUAUUAUGCAGCGUGGCUGGCAGUAGGUUUAAUCUUCUACUUCAGUUAUGGUUUCCAGCACAGUGUGCAGAAACAAAGGCUUCAGGAUGCCCAAGAUCCUUUCAAAAUUUGUAACAGCACCUCAGCUAUCUUGGAGCAAAAGCUUGGACCUUGAUCAGAUUUUAGAAAUCUUGUGACACAAAAGAAUUUACAUAAUACCAAACAUUUAUAUGAUAAUGUUUCAACUGUAAUAAAAGUUUGUCCAAUGUGCAAAAACAUCUUUUCUUCUUG